Ziziphus jujuba (common jujube) is the source of this 1029-nucleotide messenger RNA. Its product is annotated as protein LEAD-SENSITIVE 1-like. The record is from RefSeq and is a predicted model, not a curated record. The transcript has a single exon. The coding region runs from base 135 to 968 and encodes 277 amino acids. NCBI's taxonomy places the organism in Eukaryota, Viridiplantae, Streptophyta, Magnoliopsida, Rosales, Rhamnaceae.
AUAUAAUUAAACUUUGGUUCAACUUUAAUGUACAUUCAGGGAUAUAUGUGGAUAAAGAAACGGUGAUCCACCUCACUAGAGGAGAAGGCUUUUCUAAAACAUCCACUCCGUCUACAGAGUAUAAUCCCCGUCAUAUGAACGGGAUCCACCACCUCACUCGAGGAGGACAAGGAGGAGGCCCUAGAAGACCUGGUCAGAUAAUUCAGCGCAAUCAGGGAGGAGUAGGCUCCCAAACAUCCAGAGCUUCGUCUCAAGCACACCUUAAUCCAGGUGGUGGUCAAACAAUUAGUCUUGGUGUUGAUGAUCGAUCAAAACGUGACCGUGUGGAGAUUUGCUCCAUUGAUGAUUUUCUUGACAAUGGGGAACUCUAUCUGUAUGAUUAUGGUGUUGAUCUAGCAUUCUUUAUAGCCAAAAGCAGAGGAGGUACAUGUACCCUUGCCUAUUCGGAUCCACCUGCACUUGUCAGGAACCGUGCGCAUUUCCUUUGCAAUAAUUUUUGCUUUGGUGCCUACAACCUCUUCUACAACAACUGUGAAGACUUUGCAAUCUACUGCAAAACAGGGUUGAUUGUGCCAAGGAUCAUUACCAUCGGUCGCAGCGGCCAAACAACAGCCUGUGCUGCUUUGAUUUGUGCUCUCAUUUCCAUUCCAUAUUCAUUGCUGACAGGUAGUAAUUUUGUUGGUGUGUCAGUUGUUGGUUAUGUCCUUUAUUCAAUCUGGAGGUUGUUUUCUGAUACAGGAUAUCGUACCGAUGCUCGUAAAGUUCCAUUUGAGGGAUUAGCCGCAUUUCAGACAUUUAUUGCUUUCAUGUACCGACAGCUUUUGUUUACGUUGAUACCCAAGUUUCUUUGUUACGCUAUUUUGAUUCGCACAUUUUGGUUUCCAGAAGCCACAUGGACUAUUCAGAGCCAAAAUUCUCUACUAAACUGGAUUAUAACCGUUGCUUUUCUUUGGGCGGCAUUCUUUUGAUUUCAUGAAAUUAUAAUCUCCGAUUUCAAAUUAGUUAAUAGUGGUACUCGUAGCGACAAAU